UUGACAACUGCACGUGGUUCAAUCUGUCAGGCAAUGUGUCAGAACGCCUGUCCAAUCUUGGCUGGUUGUUUGCCAGUUUUCCUUUAAAAUUUCGCUUAAAUUCACGAAAUGGAUUCAGACGAACACAGUGACAGUGAUGCUGAGUUAAAGGAAAUUCUCGAGGAGGAGAAUAAAAAGGAACAGGAGGCAGAGAGCAGCAAAACUGCAGUUGAAAGAGCGCCAUCCCCAUCUGAUGACGAUCCCAACGACGGCGCCAAGUCAGGCAAAAAAGGAAGAAAACGAGACGCGGCGCAAACUGAAUACGAGAAAUAUCUUGAGAAACUAGUGUUUGGCGAUAAAACCGCUUUACUGGAAAACCUGAAAAAAGCCGCUGGCGAAGAUGAUGAAUCGGUUCCUAAAAAGAAGACGCGGAAACCUGCGUGGCAGGACUCAGACGACGAGGAGUUCCGCGUAGCCGACGUGGUUCGACCGAACAAGUUCAAUGGAUCCCUGAAGCACUUGGACACGGAAAAGAAGUACAGUGAGCUGUUGAAGAGCAGGUUCCAGAGGCUGCAGGCGACUCCAAAGUGGGCGGACUUGGACCGAGAACCUGAGGAAGAUUCCGACGAGGAACUGUUGAAAACCGUCGGGCAUUUGGCGAAUAAGUCGACCGGGGCAUUGCCGGCCAACAACUUGGACUUCAAAAGAUUGAAGGAUCUGAACCGAGCAACAUACGCCGAGGGAAGCAUUACUGCGGUCCAGUUCCACCCAACCUCCACAGUGGCCCUCGUAACGGGCUUCUCCGGGAUUGCUUCGAUUUAUUCCAUCGACGGACAAAAGAAUGAAAAGCUCCACAACGUCCAGUUCCAGAACUUUCCUAUCAAGUGUGCAAAGAUGCUUCCAAAUGGGCUGGAAGUCAUCAUCGGAGGGAGCAGGCAGCAUUUCUUCUCUUACGACCUCAUGUCCGGCGAAGCGAGUCGGGUUCCUCUGCCCAAGAUGAUAACAAAACUGGAUAAAUUCGAGGUUUCGCCGUGCGGGAAGUAUUUAGCUACGUGUGGGCGAUUUGGGGAAGUGUACAUACUCGAUGUUAGCUCCAAGGAGCUGCUUCACACUUUCCAACAAACAAACCCAUGCUCGGCGCUGCAGUUCACCGAAAACUCCUCCAAGCUCAUCGCCCACUCCACGGGAUCGGACGUGACUAUUUUCGAUAUGCGACAGGAGCGAGUUGAACAUGUUUUUACUGACGAAGGUUGCAUAACUGGAAAAGCGUUGUCUCUCAGCCCCAAUGGGCGAUUGUUAGCCACGGGAAGCAACGAAGGAGUCGUCAAUGUCUACAAUUAUUCGGAUGUCGUCAGUUCAAAGACUCCGGAACCUGAAAAGAUCAUCUACAACCUGACAACGAGCGUGAGCUGUGUGAAAUUCAACCACUCCUCGGAAAUACUGGGAAUUUGUUCAGAGAGCGUUGCCGGAGCAAUCAGGGCCUUCCACUUUCCGACGGGAACAGCGUUUGCCAAUUUUCCUGGGUUCCAGGCGGACGUCGGCUCAAUUAGGACGAUGGAUUUUUCGCCAGGAAGCGGGUACUUAGCGUUAGGAAGCACGGGAAAGAAAGUACCGUUGUUUAGGUUAAAGCACUUUAGCAAUUACUGAAAUAUAUAAAAAAAAUAUCGAAA
Molecule: messenger RNA, 1649 nt
Organism: Hermetia illucens (black soldier fly)
Lineage: Eukaryota; Metazoa; Arthropoda; Insecta; Diptera; Stratiomyidae
Gene: wcd
Product: U3 small nucleolar RNA-associated protein 18 homolog
Exons: 1
Coding region: 109-1626 (505 amino acids)
Biological process (GO): rRNA processing
Cellular component (GO): small-subunit processome; Pwp2p-containing subcomplex of 90S preribosome
Molecular function (GO): protein binding
Source: RefSeq, a predicted model, not a curated record